This is a messenger RNA of Arabis nemorensis, 714 nucleotides long. The record is from the annotation of a GenBank genome assembly. Lineage: Eukaryota; Viridiplantae; Streptophyta; Magnoliopsida; Brassicales; Brassicaceae.
AUGCCGCCUCCUUGGGCAGUUUUUAUGAGCUUUAAUGAUUAUACCAUACAUCUCAGCGACAUCUUUAAUCCUUGGUCCUCCUCGGAGUCAUCUCACAAAACCAUUGCUCUGCCUCCAUUCCCUGAUCACAUCGCUCCUCAUUCCGGUGAGGUCAUAUAUGUUUCCUUGUCCACUCUUUUUCUGGACCACGACGAUGAUUAUAUAGUGAGUGUCACCUUCUUUGGAUCUAAACUUAGUUACUGCAUGCCUAAUGGUUAUUCGGAGUGGACCAACAUCAACAUCCCUUUCUCCUACGACAUCGACCCCCAUGUCGUUUAUUCUCGUAAAGACCAAAUGUUCUACCUCCUCACUACAGGAUGUGCCUACAUGGUUCCCUUGGAUCUCAAAAACAAUAGGAACCCUAACUUUAUGAGGUUACAGUUUGAGAACUUCCCUUUGAUACCACAGCACGAGUGGGAGGUAUUGGCUUCAUGUUUACGGAGUGAUUAUAUAGCGGAGUCGUCUUCUGGCGAACGUUUCAUUGUUCAAUGGUAUGUCGAGCCAAGGAGACUUUGGUGGAACAGAGCUAGAAUAAAUGAAAAAACCAAGCGAUUCAUGGUGUUUAGGAUAGAAGACGAGGCAAAACACCAAGGAAGAAGAAUAAUCGCUACCUUUACAGAGAUCUUUGCAUUUUCAUUGGAGACAAUUCUGUUUAGAGGCAAGCAAGUUUUCUGA